GUUUGUCCGAGGUCGGGCAGCUGAAUAGGAUUUCGCUAUGUUCUCUUGCAGUGAAAUCACAAAAUAAACAGAGCAACAAGAAGCUAGUGCUAGGGAAAGUUUUCUCUGGAAGAUCAAAUUUGGCUGUGCGAGCAUUGAAUCCCGAUGGAGCCCUCCAAGGUCUCAUUUCUGGGCCCAAAAGCGUCCUUCUCCCACCAGGCAGCUGUAGAGGCGUUUGGAGGUUCGGCGCAAUUAACACCAUGCUUGUCGUUUGCAGACGCCUUCUCGGCAGUCCAGCAAGGACAGUCGGACUACGCAAUAAUCCCUGUUGAAAACUCGAGCAACGGAUCCGUCAUGCAGACACUCGAUCUUCUAGCAGACCGGAAUGAAAUUUACGCCGAUGUCGAAGUAUGCGCGGAACAUUACCUGACAGUCCAUCACUGCUUCAUGGUUCGAAAGAACACAUCACCAGCAUAUAGCUCGAUAACCAAGCUAUACACACAUCCGCAGGCCUGGGGGCAAUGCGAAACUUUCCUCAGCAAAAACUUCAAGGGGGUGGAGAGACAAGAUGUCUCUUCAACCUCAAAAUCCGCUGAAAUUGUUUCGAAGGAGACCACAGAAUGCAGUGGCGCCAUCGCCAGCCGCUUUGCGGCGGAGUACCACGGCGUGGAUGUUCUGGCAGAGAACAUCGAGGAUAAAGCCGAUAAUACAACACGAUUCUUGAUAUUAAGGAAUGUGCAUUCGAAGCGCUCAGCUCGAUUGACUUUUCAGGACGCGAGUCCGUCUAAACCUUCAUCGACUGCUUUGAAGACUCUGGUUUUGUUCACAGUCGACCAUAAUUCACCUGGGGCGUUGGCAGACGCCUUGUCGGUUUUCAAAGAUCAUGGACUGAAUUUAACAAGCAUAAACACGCGCCCGAGCCAAAAGCGAGCUUGGCAAUAUGUGUUUUUUGUGGAGUGUGCUAGAGUUCCUACGCCACAGAACCAAAAAGCUGUCGCUCGAGUUUUACAAAGCCUGCCGCAGGUGACCGAGAGUUGCAAACACUUGGGAACUUGGAAAGAUAGACUCUGAUCUAUUUGUUCAGAUUACUGUUGUGUAUAUAUACAUAAAAGAGUUACUAUUUUUGGAAGAGUUCGAAAGCAGCAAAUACUGCUGAACAACCAAAUACCACUUUGCAACCAACAAGUCUCUGAACUAUAACAAGUGUUUACAAAGUGCUACAGGAAUUGCAAGCAAAACUACUUCAAGCAAACCAUAGAGGUUGCAGUGGCAUUGACCUAUACUGUAGAAAGCACGAUCGUACACUGAACCCAAACUGCGGCAAAAGAGUGUAUAGAAAAAAAUAUUGAACGGCAGAAGCAAUUCCAGGACAAACAACAAUCUCAACUUGUUUCGCUCAGUUUCAUAAGCUCGACAAUUUUUCUGGCAGGGACUGUGGACUAUAUGCAACGAAUUGAACAAUCCAUCGCAUAAACACGUCGUGUUAACCUUAGGUUUCCACAGUAACUGUGCUACGGAGCUUGGAUGGCCC
Molecule: messenger RNA, 1510 nt
Organism: Aspergillus ruber CBS 135680
Lineage: Eukaryota; Fungi; Ascomycota; Eurotiomycetes; Eurotiales; Aspergillaceae
Product: prephenate dehydratase PHA2
Exons: 2
Coding region: 145-1050 (301 amino acids)
Biological process (GO): L-phenylalanine biosynthetic process
Cellular component (GO): cytoplasm
Molecular function (GO): chorismate mutase activity; prephenate dehydratase activity
Source: RefSeq, a predicted model, not a curated record